This is a messenger RNA of Lepisosteus oculatus (spotted gar), 2143 nucleotides long. The record is from RefSeq and is a predicted model, not a curated record. NCBI's taxonomy places the organism in Eukaryota, Metazoa, Chordata, Actinopteri, Semionotiformes, Lepisosteidae.
CAGUCUCCUGAGGUACAACACUCCAGUUAACAGUUCCAGUAAGCUAAACCUCUGUGGAGGAUAUUCUUUCCUUUUGGGCUACUCGCUCAGAACAGUUUGCUUGUCUUUCGCCUUCCCUGACCUGCCUCCUCCUGAGCUGGUCUUUCUUCUUUGUGGGGAUUUGUUUUUCCCGUUUUAGCGCUCAUUCUUAACCACAUCUCCAGAUUUUCCCCAGGAUCAGCUUAGAGAAUAUUUGUUUCAUACCUUUAUCUUCUUCCAUCCAAGGUAAUUCAUUCUCCUCGGCAGUCAUUGCAUUCAGCUGAACAGCCUUAUGUUGGGAGCAGUUUUUGUUCGGUUUCGAAUGAUUGAGCACAAUUAGAAAACAAUUAUCCAGCCAAUGAAGAGACACACUCUCUUCUGUCUGUAAUACAAUUUCAACAGUUGCUGAAGUAAGCUUUAAGUGUGGUUUGAAACUGGCGCUUAUCAGUUGCUUUUAUCUGAUUACAUUUUUUGUAUUUGCUUUACAGAAAUUACUAUAUCAUGGUAAUGGUGGUCAUGACUUUCUUAAACCUGAUCGCAAUCCCAAUAGGAAUUGCUUUUCUAGACGGCAGUCCAAGCUCGCGGGGCUUUGAUGCCUUUAACCUGGCUUCAGACACCAUUUUUAUACUUGAUAUUGGAGUAAACUUCCGGAUGGGUGUUAUCACAGACGAUAGUGAGGUGGUUAUACUAAAUCCGAAGGAAAUCCGUAACCAUUACCUUAAAACAUGGUUUGCCCUGGACUUGAUUUCUGCCUUUCCCAUUGACUAUCUUGCACUCAUCAUAGAGAAAAUAGAACACCAAAGCGACACCACUUCGUAUUCUGCUUCGAAACUGGUGCGGAUCAUCAUGUUUGCCAGAAUUUUCAGUCUGGUUCGACUGCUCCGUGUGUCCCGGCUCAUGAGGUUCUUUAAUGAAUGGGAAAGAGUUUCCAAUGCAAACAUGGAAGCAGUACGUCUGUUCAUCCGGAUUAUAUGUCUGUUUUCCAUGAUCCUGCUUCUGUGCCACUGGAAUGGCUGCAUACAGUUCUUCAUUCCUGUUUUACAGAAUUUUCCUAAAGACUGCUGGGUUGUCAAAGAGAACCUCACGAAUGCUUCUUGGGUAGAGCAGUACUCCUUUGGAGUCUUUCGUGCUCUUUCACACAUGAUCGGGAUAUCGUAUGGUUCAGUUGACCCGCCAACAGGUGAAGGUGAGCUCUGGGUGGUCAUGACAAGCAUGGUUUCAGGAGCUCUGAUGUACACCAUGAUGGUAGCCAAUGUGGCAGCAAUGAUGACAAAUGUUGAUGCACCAUCAAAAGCCUAUAGAAAUAGGUUUAACUACCUAGAAGAUUACAUGACCUAUAGAAAGCUGCCCAGGGAUCUACGAACUCGGAUCUCUAAUUAUUACCAGGCCCGACACCAAGGAAAGUGGUUUGAUGAGUCAGAAAUUCUGAAUCUUGUCUCUAAAUCCUUGAGAGAGGAGAUUCUAAACAUCCUGUGUGCAGAUCUCCUGAACAGUGUACCAAUUUUCAAGAAUCGGGACAUAAAUUUCAUCAAUGCUGUGCUCCUGAGACUGAAGUAUGAAGUAUUCCAGGAAGGGGAUAUUAUCAUACGUCAGAAUGCUCCUGGAGACCGUAUGUUCUUCAUUGGGCAUGGAAAAGUCCUUGUAGAAACACCAACAUUCAAGAAAGAGCUGAUUGAUGGGGAUUAUUUUGGAGAAAUAUGCCUCCUUACCAAGUGCAAAAGGACUGCAACAGUGCGAGCCCUGAGUCUGUGUAAAGUCUUCUCCCUCUCCUCGGAGUGCUUCUGGAGGAUCCUGCAGGGAUUCCCGGAAAUAAAAGAGGAACUGGAGAAGACUGCACGUGAGAGACUCCUGUAUUUAAGAGAAUCCCAGAUUAAACAUGAACAGCAGGUUUUGCUCAAGUGUGUUACCAAAGAUACAGCAGGGGAGACAAGUGUUUAAGAAUGUGAAAUGUUCAUCAGUUUUCAUGAUGUGGAAUAAAAAUUGAUUUCAUUAUUUAAAUAAAAAAUACAGUGAAAAAGAAAUAAACAGCAAUAGUUUUUAACAGCUUACCUUCAAAGUUGUGCAGACAAUCUUUAUAUAACACAUUCAGUUAAAUUACCUUUUAAAAUAAAAGUUUCAUUUGGUA